Neolamprologus brichardi is the source of this 3620-nucleotide messenger RNA. The record is from RefSeq and is a predicted model, not a curated record. NCBI's taxonomy places the organism in Eukaryota, Metazoa, Chordata, Actinopteri, Cichliformes, Cichlidae.
CAGCAGGGAGGUGGCGCAGAAACACUCGCGCUGUAUAUGAGCACAGAUCUGUUUUUCACACUAUUUCAACAAUGUAAGACGGUGAGGCAUGAUGCAUUGCCUGCAUCUGUCUCCCACAAUCUCACCAUUACAGCACUAAUACAAGAGGAGGCCAUUGCAUAAUGCAAAAGUAUAUAAAGGAGUAAAAGUUACUCUUAGGUUCCUUAGGGAUGUUUUCAGUUGUUUGUCAAUGUGCUGAGGUGUAAUGCUCCUUCUUUUCUAGGAUUCUAACAUUUUCUCCAGUUGAAUUUAAGCAUUUCUUUCUUCCGCUUCAAGUGUUUGUGUAAAUCUUUGUGCUUUGUGUGUUUCACAUGAUUUUUAUGUGUUUUCUGAGUUUCUACUACAAAUGGCCAACAGUGAUCCAGAUGUGGCAUCAACCAUUUUCCCUGCACUGACUGAUUAACAAAUAAGUUCAUGUUUUAUUCUCCUCUCCUCCUCUCAACUGACUUUCAUUUAUUCCUCUUUUCUUCUCCUCAUCUCACCAUUUCACCUCUUCUGCCACCCUUCAUUUGUCUUCCAACCCUCCCAGUGUGUGGUAAAUCUCAUCAGUGAGCUCCAGGAGCAGAUGUGCAGGUUUCAGGAGGAGAUCAGCACUCGCAUUCAGGAGAAACGGGCCCUGGAGGAGAAGGAGGCCCAGCAGGGGGAGCCAAGAGACGGCCAAGCCCAGGGCUACAGCCCUCAAGUUGGGUUGGUCGGCUUGGACCUGAGCCUGUCUGGCUCUGAUGCCCGGCAGCACAAUGGAGGAAAGACUGUUCACGAUUUGCAACAAGAAGUUAAGCAGCUGAAGAGCAAAGUGGAUGAGUUGGAGGGAGAGAAGAGCCAGUAUGAGAGGAAAUUAAGAGCCACCAAGGCAGAAAUCUCAGAGCUGCAGCAGCUCCUGGCCUCCAAAGAUGCUGAGAUCGAGUGCCUACAGACCCAGCUGCUGGCCAGAGGCGGCAGCGCCAAUGACAACGCAGAGAGAGACCAGGAAUACCAGAGGUUAAAGGUGGGGAUGGAGUCUUUGUUGGCUUCAAAUGACGAGAAGGAUCGGCGUAUAGAGGAGCUUACCAUUCUGCUCAGCCAAUACAGAAAGAUGAGGGAGGUCAUGGCACUCACGCAGGGAAGCAGUGAAGAGGAGCUGAGCGGCAGUUUAAAGCUCAAAGCCAUCACUCACAAAGCACACUCUGACAUCCUCAGAUCAGAGCUGUCAUCAAGAGGAUCGUCGCCGCUUAUGCUGUCCUCAUCCCCGUAUCAGAGGGAUUUGGAUUCCAGUUUCCAGAACUCUGUGGAGACGUCGCUGGUGUCCGCUGCUGACCCAAGUUUGUUUAAUGGGUCUUGGCAUCGGCGCCGGUUGAUGUCCAGCAGUCUUGAAGAGUUGCAGAGUGGAUCUUUACAAAAGGCUGUAGAGAUCCAGCCACUUGAAAGUGAAUCAGAUGUAGGGGCCGAGAAUCCAGACAUGGAGCUGAACAAGUACCAAACUCUGCCGGGGAAACUGAGUAAAAAGAACGAGCCGCGGGCCGAGCUGAACGGAGACGGAGACGGAGAGUAUUUAUCUCCCGUCCAGCUCUCGCCUGUCCACAGCCACAGCCAGGACUACAGUCUGAAGCAUCCAGAGAAGCUGGAGGAGUGCUUUCCAUCAGACCAGUCCCCGCUGUCCUCUGGAGUGGACUCUGGACAGCAGUCUCCUGUCUCACCAGAGAACAGGAAGGGUCACAGAGGAAUUAGGAAACUCUGGGGGAAGAUCCGUCGCAGUCAGUCGGGUAGUCCUGUCCAAGUUCAUGACCCAGAGCUAGGAGACUUCAAGAGGGGAGGAUUCAGAGCUACAGCUGGACCUCGAUUGGCCCGUUCAGGGAAAACACGAGAUCUGAAGACGCCGUUUUCUAAGUGGAACACAGAGCAGGUGUGUGACUGGAUUGAAGACAUUGGACUAGGUCAGUACAGCAUCCUCGCUCGCCAGUGGGUCACCAGCGGUCAGACUCUGCUAUCAGCCACGCCACAAGACCUAGAGAAGGAGAUGGCCAUGAAGAAUCCACUCCACAGGAAGAAGCUUCAGUUGUCCAUCAAAGCGAUCAGCAGCAAACAGCCUGAAAAAUCUGCAGAGCUCGAUUACCUCUGGGUUACCCGUUGGCUUGAUGAUAUUGGCCUUCCUCAGUACAAAGACCAAUUUAAUGAAGGAAGAGUGGAUGGGCAGAUGCUGCAGUAUCUCACUGUGAACGACUUAUUAUUCCUUAAAGUGACCAGCCAGCUGCACCACCUCAGCAUCAAGUGUGCCAUUCAUGUUCUCCAUGUCAACAAAUUCAAUCCCAACUGCCUCAAACGCAGGCCCGGCAAUGAGAGCCAGUUCACUCCCAGUGAGGUUGUCCAGUGGUCUAACCACCGAGUCAUGGAGUGGUUGAGAUCUGUGGACCUUGCAGAGUAUGCCCCAAACCUGAGGGGCAGCGGCGUGCAUGGAGGGCUGAUAAUGCUGGAGCCUCGGUUUAACUCCGAUAGCCUGGCCAUGCUGCUCAACAUCCCUCCUCAGAAAACUCUGCUGAGGCGCCACUUAACCACCAACUUCAACAACCUAGUAGGAGCACAGGCUCAGCAGGAGAAGAGGGAGUACACUGAGGCGACAGGAUACUCCCCACUCAGCAUCACCGCUAAAGUCAAGCCGAAGAAGUUGGGCUUCUCUAACUUGACUCACCUCAGGAGGAGACGGCCGGAUGAAUCUACAGACUACGUCUGCCCCAUCGAGUCCUCCUCGCCUCAGUCGGGACAGUCUGCAGUGAACGGGGUGCAGAUGCGGCCCUACACUGGCUUCAGAGGCCUGAGCCCCAUCCUAGACCGAGAGCCCGACCGCUCCAGGGACCAGGUGGGGCUAGAAGAUAGCAGAGCCGACCCAUCUCCAUGGCAACAACUGUAACACCAACAACACGGAUGACUGUUGUCAUCCUGUCUAUUAGCCACUCAGCUAUCUCUGCUACUACUCUGCUUCCUUUGCUUGCAGCCCAUAAUACCUCAGUCCAUCCCCUGAUGUGCUUCUUUAAGCCCCGCCCAUCAGCCCGACCCUGUGCCUUACAUUUAGAGAUUGUUUCUCAGUCAGCUGCUUGUCACGCUGCAGGGAGUCCUGAGACGAGCACAAUUCAAGUAUUUUGAUUUCAGCUCCGGUCAGAUGCCUAACUAACCCAACCUCAGCCUCAAACCUGUGCCACGACUCUAACUCAUCACGAGAGAACGCAGCCUCUCUCUGGAUUCCUGUGACAUCACUUCCUGUAAUCCAUACAGCAUAUACAGACAUGUCUUCUUGUACAGUAUUAAGCCAACAUGUGUGCGCCACCAGUAGAUUAUUUUUUAUGUGUGACCUUUGAUUUUUCUAACCAGCUUGAAUGCAGUUCUGUUACAUGGUCGAGAUGAACUUGUGCAAUAUUUACAUAAAAAUAAUGGAGGGAUUUUAUUUAUAUCACUGCAGAGAAAAUCAUAAAAUAGCAUGUUUUGUUUGAAACUUGAGGUGGUGAUUUUUGUACCGUCAUUUUUCAUAUUUGACUGUAAUAGUAUUUUUAUAGCAAAGAAAGGAAGCUAACGUGUGGUUUAUCAAAUCAUUUAAUAAACAAAAUCCGACAUGA